This is a messenger RNA of Plasmodium malariae, 1245 nucleotides long. Its product is annotated as conserved Plasmodium protein, unknown function. NCBI's taxonomy places the organism in Eukaryota, Apicomplexa, Aconoidasida, Haemosporida, Plasmodiidae. Bases 1 to 1245 code for a protein of 414 amino acids. The transcript has a single exon. The record is from RefSeq and is a predicted model, not a curated record. Gene Ontology annotation, molecular function: protein binding.
AUGGAGGAUGACUUUAACAUUGACGCGGAUUAUAUAAGAAGAUUAUCGGUAAAAUAUAAGGAUGUGGAUCAUCCCUUAUUUAUGAGUGAACUACCAAAAAAUAUAGAAGAGAAUGAAGAUUUAGUAGCCUUAUAUAAUUUAAUGCUGUGUGAUGAAAAUGAUUUAAGCUUAGCUAGAAAUUAUAAAGAAGUGGGUAAUGAUUAUUACAAAGACGGAGUUAAAUAUUAUGAGGAUGCUAUAAUAAGCUAUAGCAAAGGCAUCAAAGUGUUAAACAACUACCUCGUUUCAGCAACCUCUAGUAAAUUGAGCAAUAAAUCUACUGAAAAUGGUACUACAAACGGUGCUACGAACGGUACUGAAGCCCCCUUGCGCGAAAAUAAGAAGGAAAAAGUGCAGGAACACCACAGAGAAGCUCUAAGCUUAAACACUCCAAAGGGGAAGGAGGGGGGGGAUCUAUGCGAAAUGGACGUGAGAAACCUGUUGUGUGAUUUGUACUGUAAUAGAGCUAUAAUUCAUUAUAAAAAAAAGAGGUAUGUACAAUGUUUAGAUGAUUGUAAAUUAUCCUUUUCAUUUAAUGAAAAAAAAUACAAAAGUGUAUAUUACAGUAUAUUGUGUACGCAAAAAUUAGAGUUAUUCAAUGAGGCAUACAAAUAUAUUGUUCUGUUUGAUAAUAUUAUACAAGAUGAAAAUGUGAAAUGCUCAUUAAAUAUAAAAGAAUAUGAAAGAAUAAAAAAUGAAAUAAUACAAAAGUAUACACAUCUUUUAAAUGAAAAGAAAAGAAAAGAAGAAGAGAGAAAACUCCUUGUAGAAAUGGAAAAAAAUAAUAUUAACCAUAUACAAAAUAUAUUAAAAAAAAGAGAUAUUAAAAUAUUAAAUAAUGUAUACAAUGAUAAUAAUAAUAUUAUUCCUGUGUUCUAUAUUGAUAAAUCUAUGUUCAUACAUUUUACAAUUUUUUUAAUUUAUUUUGAAACGAAUAUCAUUGAUACCAUUUUAGACGUUUCGGAAAAUAAUUGUCUCAUGGACUAUUAUAACAUUGUUAAGAAAAACAAAAAUAAUUUAUUUCUCUUUUCCUAUCUUGAGUUUCCUAAUGAUAUAUUUUAUAUUAUUAGUUGUUCAUCAUACAUAAGUGACAUAAUAAAUAAAAUAAAAAUAAUCUCUCCUAUUCUUUCAGUACAUAUUAUUGAAAACGAGGAAGCUAAUAAACAGUUCCAGUUGAACAAAAAUAUUCACUCAGUUAAAACAUAA